Harpegnathos saltator (Jerdon's jumping ant) is the source of this 7878-nucleotide messenger RNA. RefSeq lists its product as uncharacterized. Lineage: Eukaryota; Metazoa; Arthropoda; Insecta; Hymenoptera; Formicidae. Bases 2030 to 6727 code for a protein of 1565 amino acids. The record is from RefSeq and is a predicted model, not a curated record. The transcript has 13 exons. Gene Ontology annotation, molecular function: protein binding.
GCGAUCAAUCUUUUGAGCGUCACAGAUACUUGAUAGUCGUAAUCAUCAUAAGUUUUCGUUGGUACGUUACUGAGACGCGACGGUAUCCAAGCAACCUUUACGUUAACUCACCUGUGCUAAAGUCUUCAGUGCGCGUCCCACCCUCUAGAGGUGUGUUUCACUGUCGUGAUUCACGAGAUAUCGAAAUCGUGAUUGGAACAAUGCUUGAUAAAAUUAUAUUUUGACUCGCGAAAACUCGCGCGCUGCUCAAGACGCAAAACAAAUUUCGCCUCGGUUACGUGAUUCCUUGAUACAGUGAGUAAUAAAAGCCGCAUAUAGACGCAAGAUUAUAUAUUAGACAGCAGAGAGCCCGUUGAUUUCUAAUUUCUACAUCAUUUCACGUUUUGCGUUGAUCAUAGUUACGAUCUCUGCUCGUUAAAUUUGUACGACUGCUCGAACCAUUGAGAUUUGAUGACAGAUUAAGACAAGCGAGUAAAGCGAUUGAGAUAAUGUUGUUGGUGCGAAUAAUUGAAAAAUAUCGAAAAGAAUUAAACGGACAGAAAAUAGCAGAUUUGUCUCGCGUGUGUUCGCGGCAGCUAAACAAGCAAGAUAUAUCUACAAGGUAUAUUUUUCAAAUCGACAUUAUUCGCGAAGCACUAGACGCGCGUGCGCACGCUCGCGCGUUCCCGCACAUUUUAAAUCCCUCGGAAAGUCGAAUCGAGAGAGCGAUCUCGACACGAAGCUGCGUCGCAUUUUCUUCAAAAAUCGUCACUCUCUUUGCUUCGACGAAAACAGCCAUACAUUUAGCCGUGACGGAUUUGGACUUAUCGAGCGUUUACAUCGAUUAUAUCAUAACUUUAUUCGGAAUUUGCAAACGAUACAAGCACGUGAUAUCGAGGCGAGGGAACGUAAGUAACUUACCCGGGAACAGGGAGAUACCGGCAUGAAAUAUUAACGAUUCAACCUAACAUCAUCGCGGGUACACACCGCGAAGGCCUCGAGAGAAGCCUAUUAGAGGAAUUAUUAACGGGGCAAUAACGAUCGAUGUGCGGCACGUUGAAUCAACGAAAUAACGAUUUUCAGUCAUCGCCGCCUUACGGCACACGUGCGCAUGAGUUUGGCGAGUUGCGGCGUGUACACGAACAGCAAGGCCACGAAUUGCGCACGAAAUAUAACGUUUCUUCUUCACGUUCUUGCGCUUCGAUCCUUUCUGCGACAUUGUUGUUAUUACGACUCGGACGUGGCCCUCUCUCCCUCUCCCUGUCUCUCUUUCUCUACCACUAAAGCGAUAAUUCCGCGGGGCAUCGCGAGCCGCGGGCAAUAUUACGGCGGAUCUAUGUAGGAUAGGGUAAUUUGAAUUUUCUCCGAAUUGUUCAUCGGUGAAAUACCGUUGGCGAGCAUCGGUCACUCCUAGUGCACUGUCAGCAUAUUCGCGGAUACGGUUAAUUAGGAUGGUUAAGGUGACCUACCGCGUCUAGAGAUUGGGGAAGAUUAGGAUUUGACACGUGGCGACCUUGCCGCGAUAUUAGUCAUUAUGAUUCUUUAUAGGUGGCCGUGUGUUUUGACCGUUGGUUUCUAUGGUAGCGAGUGACCUGGUCAGUAGCCAGCACGUGGUCAGUACGUAGUCGAGUUUGGAUUCAGAGGCGAAAAUUUGGGUCGCCGGGGCGCACUGAAACGCACUGUCGCGUUCAGGUAGACGGCGAUAGUACUUGAAUGGCUACCGAAAUGGCUCAAUGUCGUAGAAAAAUGUCGAACCGCAGAUGAGAUGAGUAAUAAAGACAAUGCAGAAACGAUGCGUCCUGUAUCUAUCCAGAGUGACGAAGAUUCGGACUGAAUUUCACGGAAGCGUAAAAUUGAGACAUUGGAGUAAAAGCGCUGAACGAACGUGCAGAGGGCUCGGGUCAUACUUUUCGACGCGAUGCGUUCGAUCCGUCGAGGAGGAGAAGGAGAAACGGAAGGAGAAGGAGAAGGAGGAGGAAGAGAAGAAGCAGCAGAAGAAGAAAGAUGCUUUCACGCGUGGUCCGAGUAGCCGCGUGUGCCAUAGUCGGGUAUGGACACUAAGACCCCACCGAUCCCGUUGAAGCUGCCGCAGGAGAAGCCUCAACCAAAGCGAGCGGAACGUGUGGCCGAUGUGUGGUCUCUGCCGCCUCUGACAGUCAACCCGCAGCCGCAGCCGCAGCCACAAGCGAAAUCAAAUAUCAAAAACAAGUCACUCGGUACGUCGUACUGGCCGCAGCAGGACGAGCCACCUUGCCACCUGACGCAGCAUCGAGACCGCCGCAAGGAUCGUUGCAGACCUUACAGGUACAAAAGGUAUCGCCUUCCGCGGUCGCCCUCCCCUCCCCCCUCUGUAAGGCGCUUCAAUCGGGAGAGAUCAAGUGCGUAUUUCAGAGUGUUACACCUCGGCGCUACGCCUCUGAUGCACGCCUGUCAACAAGGCAACAGGCCGAGGGUUUUGCGAUUGUUGAAGGAGCAAGAGGCGACGAUCGGUUAUAGGGAUCGCACGUUGAGGAACGCUCUUCAUUAUUGCAUGGACGCGGCGACCGGCGGUGCCGUUGCCGCUGCGGCACCGGAACUGGUAAAUGCCCCCGAUGCUGAGGGUCAUACGCCGCUUCAUCUGGCAGUCAUCGCAGGCGAUAGCCAACUGGUCGCGGUCCUGCUGGCGAACGGUGCCGACGUAAACGCCAAGGAUCUGGAGGGACAUAGCGUCCUUCACUGGGCUACCGUUUGCGGAGAAGCGGAAUGCGUGCGAUUGGUCUUGGCGGCCGGCGCGCGACCUUCCACUGGCGACUUACGCGGAGGAUCUCCACUGCAUUACGCCGCACAGUGUUGCGGCGCGGCCGCUACGGCCGAGCUCGCAGUUCCAAGGAAGGUCGGCCUGAAGGUCCUUCAGACGCUCUUGGAAUUCGGCGCGGACGUGAACGCAAAGGACGAAGAUGGGCGACAGCCGAUCCUGUGGGCGGCGAGCGCCGGUAGCGUGGAGGCUGUAUUGGCUCUGGCGAGGGCCGGCGGAACGGCGGCGGCAGGCACCUCGGACAAGGACGGCUUGACGGCGCUUCAUUGCGCCGCUUCAAGAGGUCACGCGAGAUGCGUGGAGGCGUUGGUGAAUUUAUGCGGAUCUCAGCCUGAUCACGUGGACGAUAACGGCUGCUCCGCGUUACACUACGCCGCUACUUUGGGUCAUGCCGACGCCACCGCUCUUAUUCUUAAGCUUGGGGCGGACCCGAACCGGCAGGAUCGAAAGGGUAGAACACCGGCGCUUUGCGCCGCGGCGAAGGGUCAGUUGGAGACCUUGAAGAUUCUGGCUCAGCACGGCGGCUCGCUUCACGUUAGGACCGUGCGAGGCACGGGGGUAGGACACGAAGCCGUGGCAUCUGGCAGAAUCGAGCUGGUCAAGUGGCUGGCGAAAAAGAGACCGAGCAUGCUGGAUGUCGCCACGCAGGACGGCAAGACUCCUCUUCACGUCGCGGCCUUGCACGGUCACUUGGACGUGUGCAAGCUCCUGCUGGACCGCGGCGCGAGGAUCAACGCCGUUCUGCGGACCAGCAAGGGCAGCUCGAUGACCCCGUUGGACGCAGCUCUCUACAGGGGCCACCGGGAUUGCGCGAAACUCAUUCAGAUGCACGGCGGUACCACGGCACAACAGCUCGGUGUGCGCAAGGUCGCGCGACCGAACAGAGUUUUUACAGCGAAAUUUCGGCCGAAACGUGCCGAGAGUAGCACCGCGAGCGAGAGUAGCAGUCCUCCUCGUGGAACGAGCCACAUACGACGAGGGCACGCACAUCCCGAGCUCUAUUACGAAGAACGCUGGAUAGAGAGAAGAACGCGCCGUAAGACCGGUGGUAAUCUAAGAAAGCUCGUCGCUCGUCGGGACAGCCGAAGUUUCAGCGAGGAGGAGAUACGACUGUCAAAAACGUCCUCGAGGAUGGACCAGAAAAGAGCCCGCAGCGAAUCCGCUCGAUAUGACAAUAAUGGCUACGGCGAGCGCAACCGACGAGAGCGAAGCAAAGGGAGACCGACGAGGCAUAAACACGAAUAUUCAGAUUCAUCCGUCGAAUCGAACUAUUCGGGCCGCGACUAUCUUUACGGUGACGAUGAAAAUCACACGAGAACGAAAGGCACGCGACGAUAUCACGCGAAGAAACGGCCGGGGCACGAGACGAAUAAAGGCUCUAACGAAACGGAAACUAAAGAUAACUCGAAGAAGAAGGAGGAACAAAAGGAGGAUGGCGACAACGAUGACGACGACGACGACGACGACGACGACGACGACGGCGAUGAUGACGACGAUGACGACGACGACGACGACGACAAACACAGUGUGGUCAGCGAUGACAGUUUAGAAGUGAUCGUGGUGAAGAAAUCGCUGGAAAAAACAUGCGAAAAGGUCGUAUCCGAAAGAAGAUCCAAGACUCCUGGAGAGAGCACGAAGGAGACGAAACUGACGAAAAUGCACAAACGUAGCUCCAAGAGAAUGUCCAGAUCCAGCAAACAGACGAAAAUGUCCGACAAUGAGAGAAAUACGACGAAGCGCGACGAGUCGCCGAACAAGGAAGAAAAGAAUGUAGAAGAGCUGCUUGGCCACAUUCAUCGGAGAACGUCGGACAAAUCGGCCAAGGAAGAUGAAGAUAAAUAUGACGGAAUUGAAUCCCGAAUAAUGGAAUCCCGAUACGGAAUCGACGGGACGGAUAGCACUAGUCAAGAAACUGUCGAACGAGUGACCGUGACGGCGAUGAUUCACAAAGAUUCACAAAUACCCGAUACUCCCAAAUCGAUGUUGGAGACGUUUCCGUUAAGCAAGACAGAUAUUGGCUCGUCCGGCCCUUCGUUUCCGAAAAAGGACCCCUCGCAGGAGUCCUCGUGUGAGGAUAAGAGCGGGAAGGUCGAUGUAACAGUAUUUACCAAGCUGGAGAGCAGCCUGAAGGCCAAGGAAGUAGACGAUAAGAGAGAAGAAGGUUGCUCGGAUGCGUUCGAGGAGAGUAUGCAAGGAGAGAAACAAGAAAUAACCACGAGAGAGAAUGAGCCUGCGCCUGACAAAUCUUCCAACUUGAGCAUCGAUGUCGUCGAAUCCGAAUCUGCUAGAAAUCUCAUCGCCGAGGAUAGAGAGAAAGUUGAAGGAAAGCUUGUGUUCACAGAAGAGGAAAAAGAUUCUCCUCCAGAACAUCCCACGUGCAUAACCACCGUGGAACAAGCAGUAGAAUAUAGCACGAGUCUGGGUGAUGAGAAUGGAAGGUCAAUCACUGCCGAAAAUGUUCAACCAGACAAAGAAGUGAUAUCGUCGAAACAUUCUGAAGAUGCAGGCGAAACUCAAGAUAUUCAUGAAGUGAAAGUAAUUCCCGAACAGACCAAACAGGCCGAGUCUUUCGAUCUGAUUGAAAAUCCGGAUCCUGUUGGAUCCGGAUCGGCAGACUCGAAUGACACGGUGACUUUGAGGACAGUGCGAGAGGACAAAAAGAAGAGGGCCGAGUCGUUUGCGCUUAUCGACCAACCACCACUGACAAACGACGGUACAAAGGACUUCGACACGUCAUUGUCCUUAUCGAAGUCGGACGAAGCAUCUUCCUCUCCGGAAAGACUUGCGCCUCGCAGUCGCAAGAAAUCGGACGAUGAACGAGCGACAGUUGAAAUAGGAGGCAAAGAUUCCCAUCACGACAUCGAUGACAAUUACUCUCCGAGGCCUUCAAAGCCGACCAAGUCUCGACGUUCGAGGCCAUCCACAGGAAGAAGCGCGAGGACGAGGGAAAGCUGUUCCUCGAAGUCGCCGACAAAGACGAAGAAACACUCAUUCGAGAGCUCGGAGGAACAUUCCCCAGAUCGAAGCGCGAUUAUCGCCGUGAUAGACAGCCCAGCAUGGGAUGAAGACGAAGCGGCCGAGAAGGAAGAAAACAGGGAGAUUCCCGGCAAGGAUUUGGAACAAGAAGACAAUGAAAGCGGUGUCGCGCAAAUCUUGCCAGGCACGAGCGAGAAAGAGCCAGCACGAGCACUAGCACCCAGCACAGGCUUGACUGUAUCUAGGCCUUCUGGGCUCGAUUCUUUGCCUCGGGUGCCAUCGGCAACUAGCAAUCGCUUAGUUAGAAUCGAGAAUUCGGAUGAGGGCGACCGAGAGCGACCGUGGAGGAAGCAACGUCGCGACAGCGGAGGCAGAGACAGCGGGAUAGAACCGAGUCCCAGAGUAUCGAGAAUUCCACGAAGGAGGAACGCACGAUGUUGCCCAAACACGGCGAAACAGCAAGCCCUCCAUAUGGAGACGAUCACCAGGGAUGUGCAAAUUAGCUUGCGGCGUUACCAUCUCGAGAGGAAGAUCUUCUUCCAGCUGAUGGAACUCAAGAGGUUGCAGAUUCGUCAUGGUCGAGCGAACGAACACGUCUUGGUAAAGAGGCAGGUGGAUGCCUUUCAUAAAUCGGGUAUGACCGGACCCACCCUUGGCGUCGUCAAGUACGAUCGACCGUUAACGUUCAGACAAUUCGAGGGGUUCCUGUACGAGCAAUUGAGAAGACUUCAAGGAAAGCCGACCACUCCAGAUUUUUGUACCGAAGCUAGACAAUGCACGCAGAAAACUCAUCGUUGCCAUCACGCGACCAGCGCAUACACUUCCGUUCCAGUGUACACAUAUCAUUAUAAUUGCAGUGGCUGGAGGCGUCCCAGAUCGGACGGAUCAUCUCCCGAAAAUAGAGAGCCGCGGCAGAGGACACAUGACGGUAGAAGUAACGCAUGGAGAGGAAAAACAAGUGAUUGCGCUUCCAACUGAGAGAUUGGAUCGCACCAAAAGAUACUUCGUCACAUUCACCGUGAAAGGCGAAACUCGAGAUAUCGAAAAGCUUGGGUCAGUCUGUACGCAGCGAAGAAACGCAAAGAGCGUGUAAUCAGUUGCGUGACGUAGAGAUGUGCCUUAGUAUAUGGCCUUAGCCUGAUGGCAGUCAGGUAGAUUCGAUUGUUCAAUCAAAGGUUGCACGAGCACUCGCUGAUAUACGACGAGAAAACAUCUAUCUAUAUCAUCCUGAACCAAAUGUAACAGUAUUUUGUGUGUCUAUUGAAUUUUUUCUCACUUUGCUUCCCCUCUCUCUCUCUCUCUCUCUCUCUCUCUCUCUCUCUCUCUCUCUCUCUCCCUUCCUUCUUCCCCAAGAAGCAGCUACAUGUUAAUCAUUUGAAAGGAAUACAAUCCCAAGAGUAGCACAGCAUUUUUCCUUCAGCGUGUCCAUAAUAUAGAAAGAAGAGAUUCCAAUUGUACCUUUUCGUAAUGUUUCGUACCAUAUUGUAUAAAUAUUGUAUCUAUUGUACGUGCGCGCAAGAAAGAUAGAUGCCAAUUUGCGCACAAAAUUGUUCCGAGAGACAUGUCAAGACUUCCGAAGGGAAACAAAACAUCAUAUAUCGAGCGGUUUGAGAGGUAAAAUGUCCACGAGAAAAUAAUUUGGCAUCUUGAUCGUAUGCACAUGUGUUAUAAGAGUUUGUAACGCAAUAACAGUCAUUGUUAUAAACAGCCCUCGUAGACGAAUCGGUUACAAAAGACGGAGCAAUGUUUGACUGAGGUGAGUCUUUGUUCCGAAUGCCGCGGAUAUGUAACAUUAUAGGACAGAUUUCUUGGCGGAAUAUGUAAACUUGAGCUUGAUGGAAUAUACAUACCCGAUUCAUACAUGUGUUAUCCGUGUAAUCAGGUAUACGCACAAUGAUAUUUUACAUAGAAAAAUAAAUGAACUUCAAUGUCGACCGUAAUUUAACAAGUGUGUUUCAUAAAUAAUGCAUCUUCAUUCUCGCAUCCUCGAAAGCUGGACACUAACCCUCUCUGUACAAUAACGGCUCGUGCGUUCCACAAUUCCAUAAAUUUAUGGAGGAUAUCAAUUUGUGCAAAUCCGUCUACAACAUUUUACCGAUGCGUUUCGUUGCGAGACCGUGGUGUGAAAG